AUUUCACUUUUGAUUUUGGUUCAUGUGUGUGCAUCAUUUGUCGGGUUGUAAAACAGAGUUACAAAAGUAAAGUUAAUGAUGGGGAAUUGCUGCUCGGACGUCGACGGCGGGAUGACGGCUGUUGGUGGCACCGCCCCCUCCACUUCCGCUGCCAAUCAAAACGACGCUGCCGACUGGUACUUUAAGUCUCGUGGCAUGCAAGGCCUCUUCUCUCAGAUCGAGUUAUCGUUUUCUGCUACAAAUUUGCGAGACAGGGAUGUGUUCUCUAAGAGUGAUCCUAUGGUGGUGGUUUAUAUUCAAGAAAGAGAUGGAGCAUUUACAGAAGUAUUUCGCACCGAAGUAGUUCUCAAUUCAUUGAAUCCUACAUGGAUCACAAAGUAUACAAUUACUUAUCAGUUUGAGAUUGUUCAAAUCUUGCUGUUUCGUGUCUUUGAUGUUGACACUCAGUUUCAUAAUGUCGCAGUAAAGAUGCUUAAGCUGGAGGAGCAGCAAUAUCUAGGUGAGGCAAGUUGUGCAUUGUCAGAGAUUGUAAGCAAACCAAACAGGUCAUUAACCUUGGAUCUUGUACAAAGGGAAGAGUCUGUCCCAUCAAUCCAUUCCCAACACCGCGGAAAGCUUACUGUGCAUGCUGAGGAAUGCUUUAGCUCAAAGACUACAGCAGAGAUGACAUUGAAGUGUUUAAAUUUGGAAUCCAAGGAUCUUUUCUCAAAAACUGAUCCCUUUUUGGUAAUAUCAAAAGUCGUUGAGAAUGGGAUUUCUAUUCCUGUUUGUAAAACUGAAGUCUUAAAGAAUGAUCUCAACCCAACAUGGAAGUCAGUGUUUUUAAAUAUCGAACAAAUCGGAAGCAAGGAUAUUCCACUAGUGAUAGAGUGUUUUGACUUCAACAGCAAUGGCAAGCACGAACUAAUCGGAAAAGUGCAUAAGUCACUAGCAGAUUUGGAAAAGCUUCAUUCUGCAAGGGAAGGAGAAAAUUUAUUUUUGCCAACUCUGGUUGGGCAUGAUAACCAGCACAAGGUUUUAAAAAGCAAGCUUUUUGUGGAAAAAUAUUCUGAGACUGUCCAAUAUACCUUCCUGGAUUACCUAGCCGGGGGGUUUGAGCUGAACUUUAUGGUUGCCGUUGAUUUCACUGCUUCAAAUGGCAACCCCCGCCUCCCGGAUUCCUUGCAUUAUAUUGAUCCAUCAGGACGGCUGAAUGCAUACCAGAAAGCAAUCUAUGAGGUUGGAGAGGUAUUGCAGUUUUAUGAUGCAGACAAGCGCUUUCCCGCUUGGGGAUUCGGAGCACGCCCCAUUGAUGGUCCAGUUUCUCAUUGUUUCAACUUGAAUGGAAGCAGCAACUACUGCGAGGUUGAAGGAAUCCGAGGAAUUAUGAUGGCCUAUACCAGUGCACUCUUUAACGUGUCUCUUGCAGGGCCAACACUGUUUGGCCAUGUGAUUAACAGAGCUGCAAUGAUUGCCAGCCAAUCCCUGGCCCAUGAUGCUAAAAAAUACUUUGUUUUGUUGAUAAUCACGGAUGGGGUAAUAACUGAUCUGCAAGAAACCAAAGAUGCCCUGGUCAAGGCAUCGGAUCUCCCAUUGUCAAUCCUCAUCGUUGGCGUUGGGGGAGCCGACUUCAAAGAAAUGGAGAUUUUAGAUGCAGACAAGGGGGAAAGACUGGAAAGCUCGACCGGACGAGUUGCUUCCCGAGAUAUCGUUCAAUUUGUUCCGUUCAGGGAUGUACAGAACGGAAGGACUUGUGUUGUCCAAUCACUUCUGGCAGAACUACCAACACAAUUUUUAACCUACAUGCGAAGCAGAGAUAUCAAACCAAACAGUUAGUUUUCAUAAAUAUAAAGAUUGUGCAUAUCGAAAUUAUUUUUUCGGAUUUCGAAAGCCUUGAGUUCGCUUCUUGUAAACGCUGUGCGCUUAAACUUGCCUAAAGAGACGGCGUAAUGUAUAUCGGCAUUGUGGCGUUGGGUUGAAGAUUCAUCUGUCAACAUUAAGAGGAUUAUCGGCGCGUUGGUUUUCAUGUCCACCGUCCACGAUGGGUGGCAUAGAGACUGAUUUAUAAUUGGCGACUACCAAGGAAAGAGUGGCAAAAACAAUGGAAAAUUAUUCGGGUUUUACCUAUCCAUAAAUCACAUGUAUUUAAGUAUCUUGAAAUUACAAUAA
Messenger RNA from Hibiscus syriacus, 2148 nucleotides. Its product is annotated as protein BONZAI 2-like. Bases 76 to 1815 code for a protein of 579 amino acids. Lineage: Eukaryota; Viridiplantae; Streptophyta; Magnoliopsida; Malvales; Malvaceae. Gene Ontology annotation, biological process: cellular response to calcium ion. Gene Ontology annotation, cellular component: plasma membrane. Gene Ontology annotation, molecular function: calcium-dependent phospholipid binding. The record is from RefSeq and is a predicted model, not a curated record. The transcript is spliced from 16 exons.